UUGGAAAAUGUUCCCAUUCAGACACUUUUUUUUCAGCCCCACUGGUGUGUUAUCGUAUCACAAAUUUAUUAAUAGACGUUUCUUCCGGAAGCUUACGACUUGUGUCAGUUUCAAAAGGGGGAUCUUUGGUCAGAAGCUGGAGGAGACGGUGCGGUAUGAACGGCGCUUUGGGAACAAGCUGGCCCCGAUGCUGGUGGAGCAGUGCGUGGAUUUCAUUCGGCAGCGGGGCCUUCGGGAGGAGGGUCUGUUCAGGCUGCCGGGACAGGCCAACCUGGUCAAAGAGCUGCAGGACGCCUUCGACUGCGGAGAAAAACCCUCUUUUGACUGUAACACAGAUGUCCAUACAGUGGCGUCUCUACUGAAGCUGUAUCUACGAGAGCUUCCUGAGCCUGUCGUUCCCUUCCACAAGUACGAUGACUUCCUGGCCUGUGCCAAAAUCCUUGGAAAAGAUGAGGAAGUGGGUAUGAAGGAGUUGAGGAAGCUUGUGGAAAGUCUACCUCCAGUCAACUACAACCUCCUCAAGUAUAUCUGCAGGUUUUUAGAUGAAGUCCAGUCAUAUUCGGGGGUGAAUAAAAUGAGCGUGCAGAACCUCGCUACAGUGUUUGGGCCAAAUAUACUGAGGCCCAAACUUGAAGAUCCAGUGGCUAUAAUGGAAGGUACUGUUUUGGUCCAGCAGCUCAUGGCGGUUUUGAUCGGCCGUCAUGAUGUGCUUUUCCCUCCAGAAGAGGACAGCCCCACAGCUCUGGAACUUGUCAAUAACAACAUUGACUUACUACAGCAUCAAGCAACAACAACUACCUCCUCCAUGACCGCGGUGUCUCAGAACGCGGAGAACAACAACGUGCACGUGGUCCGGCAGUGCGUUUGGGAAGCUCCCGAGUCUCCCUCACAUCGACAACAGGUAGACAACGGCGGAUCUCCGAGAUCUGCCAGUCCUCGUAACGGUGUGGCGGCGCGCUUUGACGUCACCCGCAGUCCGCCGCUGACUGUGAAAAAGAACCCGGCCUUCAGUAAAGGCAGCGGGAUCGUCACCAACGGCUCCUUCAGCUCCUCGCCCACCUCGGACCCCGGUCAGGAGAAGAGCCAGACUUUGAGCGGAGGGGGGAGUUUAAUGGCGCGACGCGGCGGGACGCUCAAAGGUUCAGGCACAAAAAUGGGCACCAGUGGAGUGACGAGUGGAAACACUGGCGGGAACGGGACCGGGGUCAUGCGCGUGGGCGUUACGAGCACCGACGUCCUCACCGGAAGUCUAAAUACCCGAAACGGCCUUUGGGUCCCAAACGGCUGCGUCACAUUACGUGAGAACAAUAAAACGCGAGACUGCUCCAACGCCGAUCAAACAUCCAACCAGAACCGGCUCUCCACCUACGACAACGUCCAGUUAAACCAGCAGAACCUCCAGCAGCAGAACCAGACGACCGGCACGUGUCUGAACAGCAGCUGUGAGGACAAGCAGAGCGUGGACAGCGCCACCUGGUCCACCUCCUCCUGCGAGAUCUCCCUCCCGGACAACUCCACCUCCUGCCGUUCCUCCACCACCACCUGCCCCGAGCAGGACUUCUACGGAGGCCACUUCGAAGACUUAGACGGACCGGCCCGGGAGAACGAAGCCGCCCAGAGCGGCGGAGGAACGGGAGGCGAGGCGGAGGGCGGAAACGGCAACCGAGAAGGAGGAGGAGACGGAGCGGGGAGGAGCAGCCGAGGCACCAGCAGCAGCGACAACAGCGAGUGUUUGAGUGGAAGUACCGGAGCUGGCAGCCACAGCGCUCUGCACAGUUUAGUGGCCAGUCUGAAACAGGAGAUGCACAAGCAGAAGACCGAGUAUGAGGCCAGGAUAAAGAGUUUGGAGCAGCGGAACCUGGAGCUGGAGACAGAGAUGGUGAACCUCCACGAGGAGCUGGACCAGGAAAGGAAGAAGUACACCAUGGCAGAGAUCAAGCUGCGCAACGCCGAGCGGGCCAAGGACGACGCCGAGCGACGCAAUCAGAUGUUACAGAAAGAGAUGGAGCAGUUUUUCUCCACCUUCAGUGACCUAACGGCAACCGGCAACACGGCGGCCACCGAGCCCCGGCGAACCGAGCGCAACGACCCCAUCUGGAUCCAGUGAACGCAACGACCCCAUCUGGAUCCAGUGAACGCAACGACCCCAUCUGGAUCCAGUGAACGCAACGACCCCAUCUGGAUCCAGUGAACGCAACGACC
Molecule: messenger RNA, 2202 nt
Organism: Sphaeramia orbicularis (orbiculate cardinalfish)
Lineage: Eukaryota; Metazoa; Chordata; Actinopteri; Kurtiformes; Apogonidae
Product: rho GTPase-activating protein 24-like
Exons: 7
Coding region: 8-2107 (699 amino acids)
Biological process (GO): wound healing, spreading of epidermal cells; activation of GTPase activity; negative regulation of ruffle assembly
Cellular component (GO): focal adhesion
Molecular function (GO): GTPase activator activity
Source: RefSeq, a predicted model, not a curated record